CAUACAGGCUCUCCUCUGCCAAUAAAGAGCGAUAUUCAUGCAUAACAGUGAUGUACAGGAGAUCAUUCUCCCAGCAAGUAUCCUACCUUCCAGACUCUAUUGUGUUUGUUACAGAAUGGCGAGCAGAGAGGCCAUCAAAGAGAUGCUGGACACUGAGCGUCAACUGGUAGAGGAGGACAAGAAGUUCUCGGCCCAGUUGCUAGAGAUGGAGGACGAGUUCACCGUCGCCAACGGUCUGAACAGGGAAGGUUUUAAUCAGCAGUACAGUCAAGGGGUCAAGAACUUUCGCCUCGACUUUGGUGUUGUUUGUGAGAAAGGUCAUGCUGAAGUCGUAAAGAAGCUGAAGGAAGGGAAGGACAAGAAGCGGGCUGUAGACGAGUACUUAGCGUGCGUGGAGUGUACGAGACAGAAGGCAGCGCAGAGGGCUCAGCAGUCUGACUAGGCCAUUACAGUACUUCCAAAUUGUUGUGGUCCAAAAAUCUGUUGAUCUGAUGAGCUUAGUAGAGCGCUCAAAAGUCUCCAAGUUUUUCGGUUUGACUAAUAGAAUCAUUAUUAAAGAUGUUAAUAUGGA
This is a messenger RNA of Homalodisca vitripennis (glassy-winged sharpshooter), 571 nucleotides long. RefSeq lists its product as uncharacterized. Lineage: Eukaryota; Metazoa; Arthropoda; Insecta; Hemiptera; Cicadellidae. Bases 38 to 442 code for a protein of 134 amino acids. The record is from RefSeq and is a predicted model, not a curated record. The transcript is spliced from 3 exons.